Microstroma glucosiphilum is the source of this 2472-nucleotide messenger RNA. RefSeq lists its product as hypothetical. The record is from RefSeq and is a predicted model, not a curated record. The transcript has 2 exons. The coding region runs from base 1 to 2472 and encodes 823 amino acids. Gene Ontology annotation, cellular component: nucleus; SAGA-type complex. Lineage: Eukaryota; Fungi; Basidiomycota; Exobasidiomycetes; Microstromatales; Microstromataceae. Gene Ontology annotation, biological process: regulation of transcription by RNA polymerase II; chromatin remodeling. Gene Ontology annotation, molecular function: transcription coactivator activity; zinc ion binding; chromatin binding.
AUGACUGUCAGUCAUCGCAAGACAAAAGUAGCUGCAAAGACAGAUGAUCGGACAGCUGCAGAGCCCGGCGUUCAAUAUCACUGCGACAUAUGCGAAGCUGACAUUACCUUGACGGUUCGCAUACGCUGCGCUGGCGGUUGCAAGGACUUUGACCUUUGCGGCUCAUGCUUCUGCUCCGGGGCAGAGUCCAAACAACAUAAAGCCUGGCAUGACUAUCGGAUAGUGGAACAACAUGCCUAUCCGAUCUUCAGCGAAGAUUGGGGAGCCGAUGAGGAGCUCCUUCUCAUCGAUGGUUGCCAGACAUAUGGUUUAGGAAAUUGGGCCGACAUUGCUGAUCAUAUUGGCAAUCGCUCCAAAGAGGAAGUCGAGGCGCAUUACAUCUCUGUCUUUGUCGAAGGCCGCGAUGGAACAGCGCAAGGAGACGCGAGAGCGUCCCAAAUCGUACAAGAAGCGCAAGCAGAUCCGUCCUGGACCUCGCGACAGUGGCCUGUGGCUGGUCCCCACAUGGCAUUCACAUCCUCUGUCAGCCCUGACGAGUUUCAACGGAGGAAACGGCGGCGGAUAUCAGACCUUCGUUCCCAUCAAGCCAGUCUUCCAAUAGGGGCCGCAAAAAGCGGCGUCCCUCCCAAGCCUCUAGUCUCAGCGCCCACCUCUCAUCACGAGCUCAGCGGGUUCAUGGCGGGGCGAUUGGAAUUCGAGACUGAGCAUGAACAAGAAGCCGAGACCUUGACCAAGGACAUGGAGUUUGGCAAAGUCUAUGCCUUUGGCGGAGAGCUAUUGCCCAGCGAAGAAGAGGCCCUGGGAGGAAAGGCAGUGGGAGGAAGGUCACGUAUGGAAGCAAGUGGGAGGGGUGGGCCGAGCUCGAGCAGAAAAGCAGGAGCGACUGGCUCAAAAGGCGCAGGCAGUGCCGCUGAAGAGACCGAGGGCGGCAAUGGGGAGCCCGCCAAAGACGAAGAGACGCAGCAGCAAGACAAGGCCGAUAAUGGUGAUGAAGAAGACGAGGAAGAUGGCGAAGUCACCAAAGAUCCCGAUGCGACGAAGGAUGCAGACGAGACUAUGGCCGAUGCUACAAUAGAUCCUGAAGAUGAAGACGGCGAUGGUGAUACCCAGCCGCUUGCAAAGCAUUCGGCAGCAAAAGCAGCCAAGGAAAGUCGAGCCUCGGGAAAGAGCAAGGCGCAAAGUAAAGGCAAGGACGCUUCUGAGCAGGGAUCUACAAGUACAGCUCCACCCGCUGCCACCACCGACACUGCGACUACCGAAUCAUCCGAAAGGCCUCCAGCAGAUUGGGACGAGGAUCCAACAGAUCUUGAGCUCAAGCUGAUGAUCCUGGAGAUGUACAAUGAGCGCCUGGAGCGGCGAACGGACCGGAAAAGUGCAGUCCUGGAAAGAGGCCUUGUGGAAGUGAGACGGAGACAAGCCGCCGAGAAGCGCCGUCCGAAGGAAGCAAGGGAUCUGCUCAAUCGCGUCAGGCAUUUUACACAGCUGCAGACCGCGAUGGAUUUCGAGGAAUUCUUCGAUGGUCUCUGCUACCAAGAGAGCCUGAGACGCCUCGCUCUGCAAUUGCAAGAGUACCGCAGAUUUGGUCUCACUACCCUUUCCGAGGCCUCUCGCUACGAAGCCGAAAAGGCUGAGAGACUGCGCAAAGCUGCUCUGUUGGCCGAGGACUACGCUGCGAACACGAGCGGGACGCUGGUGGGAGGCCCACAAGCACUGCUCAGUGGCAAGCGGGGUCCCAGCACGGUACGCAAGGGAGGCAGGGACAGCGAGACGCCCUUUGGAGAAGACGAAGGUUCGGUCUAUCUCUCGGUUCCUCCUGCGUCUGUGUCAGGAGCUGCUGCAUCUUCUGCAAAGAGGGAGAAGGGCACGGAGCCCAAAUCGCCUCGCAAGCCUCCUCGUCCACUAGACCUGAGUUCGCAUCCAUCUCUUAACCUCCUCACACGGCCAGAGCAGGAGUGCUGCUCCGUGAAUCGCAUUCAGCCCUCUGCUUUCCUGGUGAUGAAGAAGGAGAUCCUCACAGAGUACAUUAGACGCAAGGGCAAGAUGUCCCGGAGAGAGACACGAACGCUCUUCAAGAUGGAUGUGAACAAGGUGGGCAAAGUCUUUGACCUCCUCGACGAGCAAGGCUAUCUCAGUGCGGCCAAGUCCAUUGGCUGGGCUGGUGGGAAAGAAGGAGAGGGAGUGCCUCCGGGAUGGAAAGACCCUACUGGCGCCAAUGGUCUCUCUGUAAAUGGAGGAGGUGGAGGUGGGGAUGGGCCAAGCGUCAAUGGGUCCUCGUCGGGUCCUGGUAGACCAGGAAGUCCUGCACCCAACCAACGGCUGGCACCUCCCUCUGCACCAGGCUCGCCGAGCGUGAGAGGUUCUUCUACUGGUCCGCAAGCGGGCAGGGGCGGUAUUGGACCUUCGCCCUUGUCGCAGCAGGCCCACGGAGACAACAGGAAUCACUCUCCCUUCAGGCCUACAGCGACUGCUUGA